This is a messenger RNA of Kalmanozyma brasiliensis GHG001, 852 nucleotides long. RefSeq names its product putative esterase. Gene Ontology annotation, cellular component: cytosol. The coding region runs from base 1 to 852 and encodes 283 amino acids. The record is from RefSeq and is a predicted model, not a curated record. Lineage: Eukaryota; Fungi; Basidiomycota; Ustilaginomycetes; Ustilaginales. Gene Ontology annotation, molecular function: S-formylglutathione hydrolase activity. The transcript has a single exon. Gene Ontology annotation, biological process: formaldehyde catabolic process.
AUGUCGCUCAACAAGAAGUCGGCCAACAAGGUCUCCGGCGGGACACUCACCAAGUACUCGUUCACUUCUUCGUCGCUCAACUCGCUGGAAACCGCUAUCAACGUGUUUCUACCUUCUUCCGCUGUGAGCGGCUCAAAAGUACCCGUGCUGUACUAUCUCUCUGGUCUUACAUGCACGGAGGACAACGCUGCGCAGAAGGGGGGCUUCUUCAACGCUGCCGAGGCGGCACAGAUCGCCCUCGUGUUCCCAGAUACCUCACCACGUGGAGCAAAGGUCGACGGCGAGGAUGAGAGCUACGACUUUGGCUCUGGAGCAGGCUUCUACCUCAACGCUACCAAGCAGCCUUGGUCCGCUGCGUACAACAUGUACGACUACAUCGUCAAGGAGCUUCCUUCCAAGCUCGGUGAACUGCCCAUUGACACGAGCAAGGCGAGCAUCUUCGGCCACUCGAUGGGUGGCCACGGCGCGCUCACGCUCUACCUGAAGAAUCGGGGUCAGUACAAGAGCGCAUCGGCCUUCUCGCCCAUCUGCAACCCCACCGCCUGCCCUUGGGGCAAAAAGGCCUUCGAAGGCUACCUCGAAAACGGCCUCAAGGAGGGCGAACAGUACGACGCCACGCUCCUGCUCAAGGACGCACAAGACCAGCCCGGCAUCCUCAUCGACAGCGGCACCGCAGAUGACUUUUACAAACAGGGUCAGCUGCUCCCGGAAAACUUCCAGAAGGUCGCCGAGGAGAAGGGUUUCAAGAAUGUUCAGGUGCGCCUGCAGGACGGAUACGAUCACAGCUACUUCUUCAUCUCGACGUUCGCUGAGGAUCAUAUCAAGUUCCAUGCCAAGUUCUUGAAGGCUUGA